GGAGACGACAGUUGACAUAGGAAUAGUUGAAAGGAUUCAGUUGAACAGUCAUAGCUUUAGAGAUUCAUAGAGAUAACUGACAGUUAGUGAAGACUAUAGAAGUAGUGCUUUAUUAUAAUAAAUAUAGUCUAUUUCAUCAUUGAACACCUUGAGUUUGUGUUGUUGGAUUUUUUUCAAGUCUACGUCGUGCUUUUUUCUGUCCCAACGCCUAGAUACCCACAAUAUAAAUCACAGUGAGGAGUGGUCCAGAACUGACCACUACUAAGUCAAUAUAGUUUGUGACAAGUCAAGACCGGAGCCCUCCUCCGUAACAACCGUUCUGUGACGGUACAAACAUAGAUUUUUAUAAAGUAUAUUGUUGAUAGAAUUAUACAAGAAAGAUAUCAUGAUUAACUUUUAAAAGCUUACUAAGAUAUUUUUUUAAAUAUAUUGAAGACAUAGAACUAAUUGAAAAUCAUUUUAUAUACAUCGUUGAAUACCGUUUUAAUUUGAAAGUUUUCAUUUAUCAUUGUCUUGCUUCUUUUUUUAACUGAAAAAAUACCGUGCAAUUAUUGUUGCACUAACUUAAUUUUACUGAUUCUAAUAAUACAUUUUUUAUGAUAAAAUAGAAUUUAGAAUUACGUGAUUUCUUUAAAAUUGAUGUCUUUAUAAAAAUAUUUAUUGAAAUUGAUGUCUCUAUAAAAAAUAUGUAUUGUGCCAUCGUCAUAAAAUGAAGAAAAUCAACCUGUGCCUUCUCUCUUUCAGACACAAACAUGUCAAUGACAAAGUUCGAGUACGUCUUUAUAUUGUUUGGUAUGACAGGUUCAGGAAAAAGUUCCAGUGGGAACACACUGCUGGACCGUGAUGAUUGCUUUGAAACUUCAAUCUCUUUUAAUUCAUGUACACGUGCAGCUGAACUGGCAUGUAAAGAGUUCAGCGAAUACAUCAUUAAUGUAGUGGACACACCUGGGAUCUUUGAUACCGAUCAAACUGUUGCACAAACAUUAGAAAUCAUCUAUGAAGGAAUAAGCCAGCUAGUCGAUGGAAUUUCCGCUUUUUUAUUUGUGCUGAAACUAGGCCAAAGAUGCACCAAAGAGCAGAAUGAAACAAUCGAAGCAUUUAAAAGAUCAUUUGGUGAUUCAUUUGUCAAGAAUCACUGCAUUAUCGUUUUGACGGGAGGGGAUCUUUGUGGAGAUCUCAAUAACGACAACAUUCAGGAGUGGUGUAGAAGAACAGAAAACAUUAGAGACGGCUCUGAUCUUAAAAAAUUGAUGAUAGAGUGUGACUACAGGGUGGUUUUAUUUAACAAUAAAGAUAAAACAAAACGGGAUGCCAGUGUCGACAAACUAUUGAAUUAUUUUCACCCCCAGGCUCCUCGUUAUACAAAUGAAACUUUUCAAAAAUGCAUCGAUGCCAGAAACGAAUAUGUCACGAAUUUGGGUUUUCCAGGACAAAGAAGUGAUAUUCAGAGACAGCUCAGCCUUCUUGAAAACGACUUUGAUGCCAUGUAUCAAAAUAAAGGCGAAGGCGAAAUGGAUCAGAUUAAAGAUCGGGCAAAGAAAUUGAUGGAAACAGUACAAAAUGCUUCAGCAGGCACCCACAAAAUGGAUGACCUCAAGUUCAGAAUCAAUCAAAUCAUAGAGAAAACUGGAAAGAUUCCUGAAAAUGGAGAAGCACGCAUGAAAGCGAUACAAGACUUAAAAAACGAAGUCCGUAAGUUGAAAGUUGCAGGGAUCUCAACAACUGCGUUUUCAGUAAUUGUAAUCGGUGGUGUAGGGGCGUUAUUGUCGGUCAGUGUUUUACCAGCCGCUUUGGUCGGAGCUGCAGCCCUUGGUGUCUUAACUAUCGCUGGUCAUGCAUUUUACGCCAUUGGGAAAAAAAUCAGAGAGACUGCAAAAAAAUUAGAGUCCAAACCAAAUGAUGAUGAAAAAAAAGAAAAAUGAAUCAAGAUCCACCUUAGACUUUAUUAAAAUAAUUAUUUCAAAACAAGCAAUAGUUAAAACUGUUGUGAGAUUUUCUAAUACGAGACAAAUUUUAUAUUUUUAAGGAGUUUAAAUACACUUGACCUCAAACAAAUAUUGUAAAAGAUUUUUUAAAAAUUAUAAAUGUAAUUUCCAAAUUAGAUUUUAAAAUUAAAAAUAAAUAAAUGGAGUAGCAAAUUAAUACUUUUAAAAAAUUCAGUAUAUAAAUGGAUACAAGAUAUUUACAUGAUGAAUAAUAAUAAAUAAUAAAUGUUUAUAUUUAUUAUAUUAAUUAACCAGUAUAAGACCUCACAGCAAAAUUAAUUGGUUAGUCCACCUGAUAACAUUGCCGGUAAAACAGUGUUCAUUAAAGCCAAAAAUUCAAAAAAAAAGGACAUCAAAUGUUCAUGGCCCGAUGACUGUCAGGCCUCAGUGUCCUCAACAUGAAUCUCCUACACGCCUUGCACCUUGCAGCAUUUCAUCGAGGCUCCUCUUUGAUAGAUGGCCGAGAAAAUAAAAUAUGGGAAGGAAGGAAACUGCGUAAACCAUUUGUGAACACAUUUUGUGUUUCAAAAUAAUAGGAAUAUAG
Molecule: messenger RNA, 2529 nt
Organism: Lymnaea stagnalis (great pond snail)
Lineage: Eukaryota; Metazoa; Mollusca; Gastropoda; Lymnaeidae
Source: the annotation of a GenBank genome assembly